CGCAAACAAGUACCUGCUGUUCGAAUCGAGUACAGGGAAGCCUUCUCGAAUGUAGCACUUGUCUGGCCAUGGUUCUCUAUAAAGAUCCCCUCCUCUCGUGGAAACUUAGACAACAGAAAGUCUUGACCCAAAUUCGUCACAGAAGCUUCACAACUUUCGAAAUGUUUCCCAUCAACUAUCUCGUCUUACUCUUUGCCUCAACAGCCCUUGCCCUCCCUCACAACCCAGAGGCUUGCGACACAGAUGCCGCUGCCGUCACAGCUGCUCCCAAAGAGUCGUUUGACUGUGACUACAGCUAUUGUGGUGAGGAUGACGAUGUCUUGUGGUGCUUUCACUUCAUCCCUUUCACAACCAUCAACCCUACCCUUGGUCCUCUUCCUGGCGAGACAAGGGUCUCUAUCGGCAUGUGCGGUCCCAAAUCAGCAGACCCGAACCCAAUGGAUUGA
This is a messenger RNA of Fusarium verticillioides 7600, 446 nucleotides long. RefSeq lists its product as hypothetical. The record is from RefSeq and is a predicted model, not a curated record. Bases 69 to 446 code for a protein of 125 amino acids. Lineage: Eukaryota; Fungi; Ascomycota; Sordariomycetes; Hypocreales; Nectriaceae. The transcript has a single exon.